ACAGCGAUUACUAUCUCUCUAGCUUGGUAUCAGUUUUCCAUGGCCUUCAAGGACAUCUUCGGCGAUCUCCCCGCCGCCAGCGCGGCCGCCGCCGUCGCCGCCUCUCCUCAGUCCUCUCCCCCUGGGUCCUCUCCUACCCUCCCCACCACCACUCCCGCUGCCACCUCCGCCCUCUCCACCAUGAUCACACCUCCUGCUGAUCCCUACCUUCUCAAUUUCCAUCAAGAUCACAUCUCCAACCACAUCAAAUUCAAACUUGACCCUAGCGAAAACAACCACAUCAAGUGGCGGACGUUUUUCAACUGCAGCAUCGUGUCCAGGACCACGUCCUGCAUCCGGCCCCAGCCCAUCCUGAUGCCACUUGGCUCGCCAUCGAUCAGCGGCUCAUUCUCUGGAUCCUCUUUACCCUGGCCGACCCCUUCUCGAGCUCAUCAUGGGCGGCGCGGCUGACGCAUACACGGCCUGGACUCACAUCCGGGACUACUUCCAGGCCAACCAGGGUGCCCAGUACCUGCACCUCACUCGCCAGUUUCGCACUCUUCAGCAGGCGACCUCACGGUCUCGGAGUAUGCGCGGCGCCUCAAGGCCCUCGUUGACGGCCUCGCGGACACCGGCCACCCCGUCACCGACCACGACCUCACGAUGCAACUCCUGCAUGGCCUCGCCACCCGCUUCGACACCAUCCGCACCAUCCUCGGCGACACGGACCCGCUGCCUCCCUUCGCCGUCACGCGCUCUCGGUUGGAUCUCGCGGAGUACAACCUCAACCUUCACGCGGCCGAGGCGGGUUCCGCGGCCCUCACCUCACUGGAGGUUCCGGCUGCAACCCCGACCGCGGCGAUCGCGGUGACCGUGGCGACCGCUCGGAUCGCGGCGAUCAUGCUCCCUCCUCUAGCUGCGGCUCUGGUGGCGCUCGCGGCAACGGUGGUGGUGAUCGUAGCCGUGGCCGUGGUCGCAACGGUGCUCGCGGCCGUGGCGGCCGCUCCGACUCUGGUGGACGGGUCCCUCCACCGCAACACCCGUCGCCGUGGACAGGCUACUUCGCUCCUUUCGGCAUGGCCCUGCCGGCUCCCCGCCCCGGCUGGGUUCCUCGCAAUGCUGCAGGCGUCCUCGGACCGCGCCCAGGCGUCCACUCCCAGGCCUACCCACUGAUGUACUCCGGCCCGACCCCGCCCUCCUUGCCGCCGCCGGGUUCUUCGUCGCUCUCGCUCAUCGCUCCUGGCUGGGAUCACGCCGCGCUGCUCCAUCAGGCCUACAUCCGGCACGGUCUACCCCAACAGAGUGCGGACUGGAUCCUCGACUCCGGCGCGGCCACACACGUUAACGCAGGCCCUUCAAACCAAGACUCCCCUCAUGAAGUCCAGUAGUCCCGGUCCUCUCUACCCAUUUUAUGGCAAGCAACACUAUGGCGGCACUGCUUUCUCCAUUACUUCCAGUGAUCUGUGGCACCAGCGUCUUGGCCAUCCGGGCAAGACCUCCUUAGCAUCUCUUUCUCAAAAUUUUCUUCCCGAUUGUAAUAAUGCUACUAGAUCACCUUGUACGGCAUGCCAACUUGGACGGCAGCCUCGUUUAUCUUUUCCCUCUUCCAAUAAUUGUA
Messenger RNA from Triticum aestivum (bread wheat), 1597 nucleotides. RefSeq lists its product as uncharacterized. The transcript has 2 exons. The record is from RefSeq and is a predicted model, not a curated record. NCBI's taxonomy places the organism in Eukaryota, Viridiplantae, Streptophyta, Magnoliopsida, Poales, Poaceae. The coding region runs from base 643 to 1152 and encodes 169 amino acids.